AUGAACGGACCACCGCGGUUCGAUCCCAAAGCACCAUUCUGUCCGUUCAUUUGAAAUCCCGCUCAACUCAAAUUUCAAAUUCAAAUCAAUCGACCGUUUGCCCCAGAUCAAUUUAACCCCGUCUCUCUCCUCAUUUCACCCCGCUCGCUCUCUCUCUCUCGCUCUCUCUCUCACUCACUGUAGAUUCCAAGACACCAUCUCUGUGUCUCUCUUUCAAACCACCAUGGCCAAAGACAAAAAACUACCCUUACAGAGCAGCAACAACGCCAAUGUCGCCGCCACAGCAACAUCGGCCAAAACCAUCGAAGAAACCUACCAAAAGAAAACCCAGCUCGAGCACAUUCUUCUCCGUCCCGACACCUACGUCGGCUCCAUCGAAAAGCACACCCAAACCCUCUGGGUCUACGAAAACAACGAAAUGGUCCACAGAUCUAUCUCCUAUGUCCCGGGCCUUUACAAGAUUUUCGACGAAAUCCUCGUAAAUGCCGCUGAUAACAAGCAGAGAGACCCAUCCAUGGACUCCGUCAAGGUGACGAUCGAUGUGGAACAGAACUGUAUUAGUGUUUACAACAAUGGGGAUGGUGUUCCCGUGGAGAUUCAUCAGGAGGAAGGGGUUUAUGUGCCCGAGAUGAUCUUCGGGCACCUCCUGACGAGUAGUAAUUACGACGAUUCGAUGAAGAAGACGACCGGUGGGAGGAACGGGUACGGAGCGAAGCUUACGAAUAUAUUUUCGACGGAGUUUGUGAUCGAGACUGCGGAUGGGAAGAGGCAGAAGAAGUACAAGCAGGUUUUCUCCAACAAUAUGGGAAAGAAAUCUGAGCCCGUCAUAACAAAAUGCAAGGAGAGCGAAAACUGGACAAAAGUCACAUUUAAGCCUGACUUGGCAAAAUUCAAUAUGACUCAUCUUGAAGAUGAUGUUGUUGCCCUGAUGAAAAAGCGGGUGAUUGACUUAGCGGGAUGCCUUGGAAAGACUGUGAAGGUUGAGCUUAAUGGGCAACGUAUUCCAGUAAAGUCUUUCCUCGACUAUGUUAAUCUCUACCUUCAAUCUGCCUCCAAAGCCAGACUAGAUGCCCUCCCAGGAUACAAAAUAUUUCCUAUGGUCAUAAGAAGAAAUGUUGAUUUGGUCAUAAGCAGAAAGAUAAUUAAGGGUGGGACUCAUGUUGAUUAUGUUACCAACCAGAUUACAAACUAUGUAAUGGGUAUUGUUAAUAAAAAGAAUAAGAAUGCAAAUCUCAAAGCCCACGCAGUGAAGAACCAUCUAUGGGUUUUUGUCAAUGCUCUUAUUGACAACCCAGCUUUUGAUUCUCAAACCAAAGAGACUUUGACAAUUCGCCAAAGCAGUUUUGGAUCGAAAUGUGAACUUUCACAGGAGUUCCUGAAGAAAGUGUCCAAGUCUGGAAUAGUGGAAAGUCUUUUGUCAUGGGCAGAUUUUAAGCAGAGCAAGGAUCUUAAGAAAACUGAUGGGACAAAGAGACAGAGGAUAACUGGGAUUACCAAACUAGAAGAUGCUAAUGAUGCUGGAGGGAAGAGCUCUGAUAAAUGUACCUUGAUUUUGACAGAAGGUGAUUCGGCAAAGGCACUUGCGAUGGCAGGAAUUUCUGUCGUGGGUCGAAAUUAUUAUGGUGUGUUCCCGUUGAGAGGUAAAUUGCUUAAUGUGAGGGAAGCAAGCCAUAAACAAAUCAUGGAGAACGCUGAAAUUCAGAGCAUCAAGCAGAUUCUUGGACUUCAGCAUGGAAAACAGUAUGACAGUGUGAAGACUUUGAGAUAUGGUCAUUUGAUGAUCAUGACUGAUCAGGACCAUGACGGAUCACAUAUUAAAGGGCUGUUGAUUAAUUUUAUUCAUUCAUUUUGGCCAUCGUUGCUAAAAGUUCCUUCUUUCUUGGUUGAGUUCAUUACACCUAUUGUGAAGGCUACUCACAGAAAUGGGAAGGUUCUAGCUUUUUAUUCCAUGCCGGAGUAUGAAUCUUGGAAGGAGAGUUUGGGAGGCAAUGCCAGCGGUUGGUCCAUUAAGUACUAUAAGGGGUUGGGAACCAGCACAUCAAAGGAAGGGAAGGAGUAUUUUAGCAAUCUUCAAAUGCACAAGAAAGACUUCAUGUGGGUAGAUGAGCAAGAUGGGGAAGCAAUUGAGCUUGCCUUCAGUAAGAAGAAAAUUGAAGCAAGGAAGAAUUGGCUCCGACAGUUUGAGCCUGGCACUUACCUUGAUCAGAAGGAGAAGCUCAUCAAGUACAGUGAUUUUGUCAACAAAGAGCUUAUAUUGUUUUCUAUGGCAGAUCUUCAACGGUCAAUUCCUUCAAUGGUUGAUGGCCUGAAACCAGGUCAAAGGAAGAUCCUUUUCUGUUCUUUCAAGCGCAACUUUGUGAAGGAAGCAAAAGUUGCUCAAUUCUCUGGUUAUGUAUCUGAGCAUUCAGCUUACCAUCAUGGUGAGCAGAGUCUUGCCAGUACCAUCAUUGGCAUGGCACAGGAUUAUGUGGGCAGCAAUAACUUAAACCUGCUUCAACCAAACGGUCAAUUUGGCACUCGUCAUCAGGGAGGCAAAGAUCAUGCGAGUGCUAGGUACAUAUACACUCGGCUUUCUCCUAUCACACGGUUCAUGUUCCCCAAGGAUGAUGAUAUACUUCUUGAUUACUUGAAUGAAGAUGGGCAAUCUAUUGAACCUGUCUGGUACAUGCCUGUCAUACCAUUGGUUCUUGUCAAUGGAAGUGAAGGAAUUGGGACAGGAUGGAGCUCCUACAUUCCAAAUUAUAAUCCAAGGGAUAUUGUUGCUAAUGUGAGGCGUUUGUUGAAUGGUGAGCAAAUGGUGCCGAUGGAUCCAUGGUACAAAGGGUUCAGAGGAACCAUUGAGAAGACAGCAACCAAAGAAGCUGGGGUUAGCUACACUGUGUGUGGAAUUAUGGAGGAAAUCAAUGAAACUACACUCAGGAUUACAGAGCUGCCUAUACGUCGAUGGACUCAAGAUUAUAAAGAAUUUCUUGAAUCAAUUAUGACAGGAAAUGAUAAAAUCAAGGACCCAUUUGUCAAGGAUUAUAGAGAGCACAACGAUGACACCACCGUACACUUUGAAGUUAUUAUGUCCGAGGAGAACUUGAUCAUGGCAAAGCAAGAGGGCUUGCUAAAGAAAUUUAAACUCAUCACAACUAUCAGCACAAGCAACAUGCAUCUGUUUGACCCAAAAGGCGUGAUUAAGAAAUAUGAAACCCCUGAACAGAUUCUUGAAGAAUUCUUCCACGUAAGACUUGAAUUCUAUGAGAAGAGAAAGAAAAUUCUUCUAGAUAAUCUUGAAAUGGAGUUGUUGAAGUUGGAGAACAAGGUUAGGUUCAUACUUGGGGUUGUGAAAGGAGAGAUCAUUGUGAGCAACAGGAAGAGAGCCGACCUGUUUCUUGAGCUGCGGGAUAAAGGUUUUACACCUUUCCCAAAGAAAAUGAAAAAUACGGAUGCAACAGUUGCUGGGGUAACUGAUGAUGCAGAAGAGACUGAAGAGAACUCAGAGAUCAUUGGCACCAAAGGAGUUCGGGCUAGUGAUUAUGAGUACUUGCUGUCAUUGGCCAUUGGAACCUUGACACUUGAGAAGGUUCAGGAGCUAUGUGCAGAUAGAGAUAAACUCAACAAAGAAGUUGAUGACUUGAGGAAGGCAACACCAAGGUCUUUGUGGAUUAAAGAUCUUGAUGCUCUUGAGAAAGAACUCAAUGAAUUAGAAAAGAGUGAUGACAAGGCAGAGGAGGCUAGAAAGGUGAUGAAAAACAAGGUGAUGGUAGAAGCUGGUCUUAAAGUAUCCAGACAAGCACCCAAAAAUCCACGGAAGAAUAACAAGAAGGCCACCAAUGCAGAAACUGUUUCUGAUGCAAUGGAAAUAUCAACCAGUUCAACAAUGGAAACAGGUAAUGUUCCUGAGGUUGUGAAACCGAAAGGCAGAGCAGGUCCAAAGAAAGCACCAGCCAGAAAGGAAAAGGCAUCUGUGAGCCUUAAAGAUGAAGACGAAGAUGAAGAUGAUGAAGUACUUGAGCUAAAAGAACGACUUGCUGCUUACAACCUUGAAUCUUCUCCUGACCACUCAGAAGCCUUGGAAACUGAGAUGCCCCAGGUACCAACCAGGAAAAAAGAACCUACUAGAAGGGCUGCUGCAAAGAAGCCUUUGUCGUCAACUCUGACAGAGAUUUCUGAUGAUGAAGAUGAGGAAGAUAUCAGCGACGAGGAUUUUGAACUUGCAGAGGAAGUUGCACCAGAAGUGGGAAAGAAGAAAGGAGGGAGAAAGCCAGCAGCAAAUGCAAAGCAGGCAGCUAAACCCCCAGCACCAACAAAGAAAAGAGUGCCAGCUAAGACAACAGGCCAGAAACUUAUAACUGAAGUUUUUAAGACUGCAGAAAAUAUGGGGAUUUCACCUGAGAAGAAAGUGAGGAAGAUGAGGGCAUCUCCAUUUAACAAGAAAAGUGGGUCUGUUUUGGGAAAUAUUGGGAAGGAAGAUGAGAACAGUUCGACUGGAAGUGAAGAAAACUUGGGAUCUGCUUCGAAUGCAGUGAAUACUGAGGAUUUGAGUGAAGAAGUCAUGGCUCCAAAGGCUAGACCACAGAGGAUGAAUCGUGGGAAGGCAGUAUACGUUUUGAGUGAAUCUGAGGAUGAUGAGGUUAGUGAGGAUUCUGACUUCAACGAAGACGACCUGUCAACCUAGUCUGAUGGUUGAAAUCUGAUUGUUGAAAUGAGAAAUUGAAACGGGAAAAAGGAACUCAAUUUCCUUUGUAAUUCAUUUUAACAUAAUAUUUGAAUGCUAUGACGGUUUCUUAACAAUUUGAAAUCAAAGUUUUUACUUUGAUAGAUCAAUAUCAAUCUUGAUAUAUGUUUUAUUCGCUUUUAAAA
Camellia sinensis is the source of this 4848-nucleotide messenger RNA. NCBI's taxonomy places the organism in Eukaryota, Viridiplantae, Streptophyta, Magnoliopsida, Ericales, Theaceae. The record is from RefSeq and is a predicted model, not a curated record.